CCCCGGUUGCCUGGCUGGCCUGGCCUGCUGUGUUGCUAGCCUGCAAGUGAAUGAGUUCGCCAGCCCCCGGUACAAUAAACACACCGGGAAGAAGGGACGAUACCUGCUGGUGGCAUCCGGAAAGCUUGAAAUAAUCUUCACCUAGCUUUUUUUUCCACCCCCUUCAGAGAGCAGUGAAGUUAAACUCUCCGCGUUUCCCUAGUUCACCAGUGACUUUCUCCUACAACAAGAUCACGCGCGGUGGGACCACGGCAGAGUUGGUUGCCUAUUGUCAACGACGAUGUUCCAGGGGGUGAAUGGUUUCGGGGGGGGGGGAAGCAAGGCGUCUUCAGGGUUUGGACAAUGGUACAUGGACAUGCAAGACGCAAAGGAGGAGGAAACGGGUGACGUGGAAGAAGGGUCGGCAUUGGGUUGGCGAUUCUGGCAAGCCAACGAAAAGAAGACGGACGGGCAGGCGGCGCAGCCACUUUUACCGGGGUUCCUGCGGAACGAGGCGGCCGCUCCUGACCGAGAUGCGGUGAUCAUGGGCAUGUCGUACCAGCAGAGAUUCAAGGGUUUUGUCGUGUCGUUACUGUUGUCCGUGGCCUUCUUCGCGCUCGCGUUUGUGAUCGGGCUCCCGACGAUCAUGCCGAGGCCGCACAAGUUCGCGCUGACCUUCACGCUGGGGAGCUUCUUCUUCAUGGGCAGCUUCGCCAUGCUUAAGGGGCCUGUCGCCCACCUGAAAUCAAUGCUGGCACGGGAUCGGCUCCCGUUCACGGUGGCGUACGUGGGCUCCAUGGGGGCCACCCUGUACGCGUGCCUAAUCUUGCAGUCGUACGUGAUGGUGGUGACCUGUUCGGUCAUCCAGCUCCUCGCUCUGGCGUGGUAUUUUUUGAGCUUUGUGCCGGGGGGCAGUAAAGGGAUGAGGUAUUUCGUGUCGGCGAUUCACAAGACGGCGCGAUAUACUCUCAUGCCUUGCAUCGAGGGAUGUCGAAAAACUCUGUGCUUUUGUCUCAGCCGCGGCGGGUCAUGACCCCGCCCGCACCCUGCCCCCUGUUGGGAAAAAAUUAACAUCAAUAAUAGUUCUUCAUGUAGCGACGGUCGCACGACGUAAGUCGUGAAUCUUCGCACAGAGUUGCUUUCGGGUUGUCGCGAGGCGCGAGGGAUUGGUGCAACAGUUGUCAAGUGUCGUCGUCAUGGGCACCUAGAUUUUGGUCCUAUUGUUGCGCCGCGGCAAGUAGGAAGGUGACGCGACAUUGCGCCGCACGCAAUUAUCCGAUGUGCCAAGGGUAUCUAGUGAUGCAGGUGGUGUACGCGAUGGAGCUGAGCCGUCCAGCCUUCUUCUCUGUUGCUCAAGCGCUCGUGCUGGUACUGGGGAUCACGAUUGGUUGUCAAGAAGCUUACUGCACGUACCGAAUGUCACCGUUUUGGGCACCUGCUGAAUUUCGUCGCAUCAUGUGGUUAUGGUCACUGCUGCUGCUGCUUUUGGGAGGUAUCAUGAUGACUGCAAUUCGACUACGACUACAGGCGGGGCUUGAAACAGGAGAAGUACCCUUGGUAGUUGCGUCCCGCCUGCCUUCCUUCCUGCCUUCCUGCAUGUUUGUCUCUCAUUGUGUUUCUCUCUUAUGAAUGAAUGGGGCGAAAUAUGUUCAGUUUCUUGGGGUGAACGUUAAUAUCAAAACCCGCAGCUUAUAUUUAUGUAGAAGACUUCUGGAUAGUCGAAAUCUCCCUGGAGAAAGACUUGUGUAUUGUCCGCUACGUUCUUCAAUAGGUGUGGUGCGUCCGCGUGUUUGUCAGAGGCUUGUAAACUUAGGUAGCGGAAGCGGGCAGGAACACGGAUUGAACGUUUCAGCUGACACGGCAGCCAUUCUUGGGUCUCGUUUCUCUGUGCUACAUCGAGAUUGAUUGAUGCGCUCCUCGGGGUGCAAAACAUCCAUGAUAUCCAUGCAUUCUCAGUAGCUCGAGCGAGUGUUUCAGAAGAUGUUGCACGUACGCCGGAUGGCACUUUUUUUGCGAAUUUACAAUACAAGUGGUGCUGUCAGCGGCCUCAUUUAACUCACACAUCUCAGUACGGAAAACAUGGGGCGAUGGGCGAUGCAUGCCCUUGUGACUGGCCGACCUACUACGUGAGUGAUCGGGUCUGAGAAAAUAACGUGG
Ectocarpus sp. CCAP 1310/34 is the source of this 2136-nucleotide messenger RNA. The record is from the annotation of a GenBank genome assembly. NCBI's taxonomy places the organism in Eukaryota, Phaeophyceae, Ectocarpales, Ectocarpaceae.